AUGAUUACAGCCCCGCAGAAUGGAAGAGCUACGCGCUCCUCCCUCGCUUGCUUACCCUGUCGUUCGCGCCACCUGAAAUGCGACGGAGAGCGACCGUGCUGCGCCCGCUGCGCGGAGUUCGGGAAGCAGUGCCACUACGCCCAAUCGCGCAGAGGUGGCCUGGAUCGCGCAGCUCUCGCAGAACGGCGGAAGCGACUUGCUGCGACAAAACCCACACAAGCUGAUGAAGGGAGUCCACAAGCAAGGGCGAUCGUUCAACAAGGGCCAGAAUGUAUCCCUCAACUCUUUGCGGAGGUCCCGAGUAGCUACGAUCUGCUCAACGAGAUCAGCAUUGGCGAUGGCAGGCCUAGUAUGAAUUCUCCGACAGUAACCCAAAUUGAUGUUGGCACUAUCGAAAGAGAUCAUUUGAUCGAUUCAUAUUAUAAAAACUUCCACACAUUUCACCCGUUCCUCCCACCUCAACGGCACUUCACCAGACUUUGCCAAGAUCCAAGUCGGCAGGUCAGCUUCACACCACUGAUUGCUGUCAUGCGUUUAAUUGGACAUAUUGUCAAAUCGCAUGAAUGGUCUAUUCCACUCAAGGAAUAUGCUGAGAUAUGCCUCUCUCAAUUGUUACCAGAAAACCCAAUCAUGGUCCAAUGUCGACUCUUAUAUUCGAUGGCAUUGUUCUGGUACGACUAUAAAGCCGAAGCUCAAGCGGAAAUUGAUCAUGCAACCCGUUCCGCUGUUGAUAUGCAGAUGUUUCUGCAAGAAUUCUCAAUGACACAUGGAGCCGACGAUCCCGUCUUGCAGGAAUGUUGGAGAAGGACGUGGUGGAUGCUCUACAUUGUGGACGCAUAUUACACUGGAACCCUCGGAACUAUGAACUUUGCAGUUGCAAACGUUGACGCUACGGUAGAUCUGCCAUGUGAGGAGUCAGAAUAUGAAUCAGGACAUAUUCCUCCAUCAAAAACCCUGCAAGAGUUUGACUGUCGCGAAUUCACCCAUGAGAGCACAUUUUCAUCCUUUGCGUACCUCAUUGGCGCCGUACGGUGCGCAGCAUCGGCAAUAUCGUCAGCGCCAAAGAUUGCAAAGAUGGAAGACUCCGUGCAGAUUAUUCAGGCUGCCGACUCCAGUCUGGAUGGCUGGAGGCUUCUAUUGCCGGAAAAUCGCAAACAGGUCAUGAACAAAGCAGGAGAAGUCGAUGAGCUUAUGUUUCAAGCGCAUAUGAUCGUCCAUGUUGCGACGGUCGGAUUGCACAGGCCGUUCUCAGACCUCAAAUUUAACACUGUGGAGGAACUCUCAAGCUGCGCUCGAGAACCACCUUUAGAUACGCCCAUACCCGAACAUGUCAACAUGCACACCGUACGAGUCUUGCGGUCUGUGGAAGCACAAAUCCGCCUUUUAGCACUACCAUUACGAUACUUUCACCAUACUCCUUUCACAACCUGCAUGGUCAGCGAGGGAACGCUGGCGCUCCUCUCGGCCUGCAACUUUUUGUUCAAGGGUAAAGACUUGGCAACUGCAAGAGACCAGAUCCGCAUGACUAUUGGUUGUCUCAAGACAUUGGGUGAUAUCUGGCCGCGGACAGCGAGGAAUGUGCGAGAAAUUCAGACCAUCGCGCAACAUGUCUUGGGCAUCCAGUCUAGUCUUGCAAAUAAAAGUAGCACUCCCAGCUCCAAUGCAGUUCCGCUCCUCUAUGGAAGUCAACGACAGGGAAUUCAUGGCUCGGACAGUGACUUCUCGAGCAACGACACCGAUAUUCUCCCUUCUCUAGAUUCCAUCGAGGACCUCUGUGGAUGGUACAAUCUUGGAGAUCUUGCUAGUCUUGGGAAUCUUAAUUGA
This is a messenger RNA of Penicillium macrosclerotiorum, 1824 nucleotides long. RefSeq lists its product as uncharacterized. The record is from RefSeq and is a predicted model, not a curated record. Gene Ontology annotation, molecular function: DNA binding; zinc ion binding; DNA-binding transcription factor activity, RNA polymerase II-specific. NCBI's taxonomy places the organism in Eukaryota, Fungi, Ascomycota, Eurotiomycetes, Eurotiales, Aspergillaceae. Gene Ontology annotation, biological process: DNA-templated transcription; regulation of DNA-templated transcription. Bases 1 to 1824 code for a protein of 607 amino acids. The transcript has 3 exons.